Molecule: messenger RNA, 1896 nt
Organism: Xiphophorus hellerii (green swordtail)
Lineage: Eukaryota; Metazoa; Chordata; Actinopteri; Cyprinodontiformes; Poeciliidae
Product: programmed cell death 1 ligand 1-like
Exons: 5
Coding region: 238-1323 (361 amino acids)
Biological process (GO): T cell costimulation; negative regulation of T cell proliferation; immune response
Cellular component (GO): external side of plasma membrane
Source: RefSeq, a predicted model, not a curated record
UUAUCAUGAAAGCUGAUCAGUACAUUUAUCAGAACAAACUUCCUCCUUCCAACCAGAAGAAACUCUGAGAUUAAUGAAGCUACAUGUCAUCAGAGUUAUUCUGGAUUAAAGACAUUUUCUAAGAAUAAUUUACAUUUUUAAUAAAACUGAGGAGCAGGAUCUAUAUAUAGUUCAGUGUUUUAAAAAUAGUUUUUUUCUUCAUAGUUUUAGAGUAAAUAAGUGAAAACUAGAACUAAAAUGAUCAGAACUACGAUCUUCUUGUUUUUAGUUCUUUUACCUUUUGUGUGGGCUGGUAUUGCAAAAAUGCCUGAGACCAGCAUGUCCUGUGUUCUCAACCAGGACUGCAUUUUACCAUGUCGGAUCAAGAACAGGAUUGAUUCAGUACGUUGGUCGUAUGAAAAUCCACCGUCUGAGAUUGUAAGUUAUGACCAGGGUAACAUCAGAUACUCUGAGAGCUUCAGAUCCAGAGCGUCACUGUUUGAGGAUCAGAUCUCCAGAGGAAACGGCGACCUGCUGCUGAGAGGAGUGAAGGUUGAUGAUGAGGGAGAAUAUAAAUGUAUUCCUGUGAUACCUAGGCAGCCCAGUGAUCUGGAAUUAGGUAGACCUCCCUUAUCUUAUAUAAUUGUUGUUCACCUUGCAGUAGAAGCUCCAGUCUCUGACAUCAGAAUCCAUCAGGAUGGAAACAGGAUCACCUGCAGCUCAGAGGGGAUCUACCCUCAACCUGAACUCACCUGGUCCACUGAGCCUCCAUCCAACACGGCUCUGCAGAACAGAACCACAGUCCAUCAGACUGAGGAGAAGCUUUAUGACAUCAGCAGCUCUCUGACGGUUCCAGACGGUUCUGAUCGGAUCUACAGCUGCACCAUCAGAACCAGCAGGAACCAGAGGAGAGCAACUUUAAAUAUUCCAGCCUCUGUUGAUUUCUCAGGAGCUGAAGUUACAAUCUGCUGCACAUCUUCAGAUUAUUAUGGAACCAGUUUGGUCUGGAGGUUCAACCACAGUCAGAUCAUCCUGACCAAGACUGACAGAAACAUCUCCAACAUCUCAGAGGAGUGGAGGAAACAUGUGAGGAAUGUUUCAGCGUCCGGCAGCCUCACCUUACAGGAUGUGACCUCAGAUCAGGAGGGAGUUUACAGCUGUGAGCUCAGUGGUGAUGAGGAGACGAUUAUAACUCACCUCUAUCUGAAGAGGACUGGAGAGAAUCUGGUGGUUCCUGAACUCAUCAGACGGACGGUGGUUUGUGUUGUGAUUGCAGCAGCAGCAGCUGGAUUCAUAAUGUUCUACAAGAAGAAAAUGGAGGAAAGUGAAGCUCUGCAGCUUUAACCCUUUCAUUCACAUUCAGAGAGUGGUUUUGUUUUAAUGCCAUUCUCACAUUUUACCCGUCAAGAUGAUUCAUGAGCUUUGAUGUAGUUUCACAAAAUGAUCAGCUCUUCAUGUUCUUCAGGUGAUUCUCAUGUUUGGAGACAUUUCUGUUUUUAUUUUUAUGAUGAUUUCAUCUCCUGCCCAGCAGGGGGCGCAGCUAAAUAUAUUCUUUAUAUUCUACCAGCUAAACUUUCUCAGAACUUUAUCAAUAAAAUGUUUAUUUCUAUAGAAAAUGAAUUUUAUUACAAAAAUAGCUGAUAUAUGAGGUUUGAUGUAGUUUAACAAAACAAUUAGUUCUUCAUGUUCUUUUGUUGUUUCUCACAUUUGUAAAUAUUUGUUGUUUUUUUUCCUAAAUGUGAUGAUUUUAUAGUUUCAUCUCCUGCCCAGCAGGGGGCGCAGCUAAAUAUAUUCUUUAUAUUCUACCAGUUUCUCAUAAAUGUAUCAAUAAAAUGUUUAAAUCUGAAGAUUUUUUUUCCAUUGUUUCUUUUGUUACAUAAAUUCUUUGUUCUUCAAUAAACCAACUAAAAAUUAAAA